AUGGCGCCUUUUGAAAGAUGCGGCGCAGUGUUUCUAGAAUUAAUAAGAAUCAUGAAGACGACUUCUCUCGGUUUGUUCGUGCUGUGUUCGUUUGGCAGUUGUUAUAGCGUAAUUGAGAGGGAGCGGCCGCGCCACGUUGGAUCCCGCCGUGGACCAACCAAGUACGCUCCGGACUGGAACGAUCUUGAUACCAGACCAUUGCCAAGAUGGUACGACGAGGCCAAGAUCGGUAUCUUUCUGCACUGGGGCGUUUACUCGGUACCCGGGUUUUCGUCGGAAUGGUUCUGGAGUAAUUGGAAAGGAGGUGAUAAGAAAUCUGAAGAGUUCAUGGCGGAGAACUAUCCACCGGGAUUCACUUACCAAGAUUUCGCGCCCAUGUUCAAAGCUGAGUUCUUCGACCCUGGCCAAUGGGCCGAUUUGUUUGCAAAAGCUGGCGCCAGAUAUGUGGUCCUCACCAGUAAGCACCACGACGGUUUUGCGUUGUUCCCCUCCAAGCGCUCCUUCAGCUGGAACUCCUACGAGGUGGGCCCCAAGCGGGACAUAGUGGGCGACCUCUCCAAGGCGGUGAGGGAAGCGGGCCUUCGGUUCGGCGUGUACCACUCGCUGUACGAAUGGUACAACCCUAUUUACGAAGAGGACAGGCGGAGCAACUUCACGGCGCGGAACUACGCAGACCUGAAGCUUUGGCCGGACUUGAGGCAGCUGAUACACGAUUACGAGCCGUCCGUGCUGUGGUCCGACGGCGACUGGGAGGCGUACGACUCGUACUGGCGCUCGACCGAGUUCCUCGCCUGGCUGUACAACGACAGCCCCGUCAGGGACGAGAUCGUCGUGAACGAUCGGUGGGGAAUAGGCAUCCCCUGCCACCACGGCGACUUCUACAACUGCGCGGACAGGUACAACCCCGGCGCACUUCAAAACCACAAAUGGGAGAACGCCUUCACCAUCGAUAGAAAGUCCUGGGGUUUUCGGAAGACUAUGAACCUGAAUGACACUCUUACUACAAAUGAAAUCUUGUACGAAAUCGUCUCGACCGUCAGUUGUGGAGGCAACGCCCUGAUAAACGUGGGGCCGACGCAGGACGGCACGAUCGCGCCCAUAUUCCAGGAGCGCCUCCUCAGCGUCGGCAACUGGCUGAAAUUGAACGGCGAGGCGAUUUACGGAAGCUCGCCCUGGUCGCACCAGAACGACUCGCUAAAUAGCGACGUUUGGUACACAUGCUCUAAGGCCAGACGCAGCGUCCGCCACCCCACAGCCGGGCCAAGAGAAAACGACGACGUCAAGGCGAUAUUCGCCAUAUACCUCGCGUGGCCUGUGGGCAAUAUCCUGCAACUGAGUGACGUAGCCCCUUACCUGCACAGCGGCGGUCACAACAUCGAGCUGUUGGGCAACCGAGGCGUCCUUAACUGGAAAAUCAAAAAUGGUGUAGCGAACAUUGAACUUCCGGAUAAGGCAGGAGUUAUUUCACAAGAUGCUUGGGUUUUGAAAAUAAGCCCUAAA
This is a messenger RNA of Iphiclides podalirius (scarce swallowtail), 1500 nucleotides long. Lineage: Eukaryota; Metazoa; Arthropoda; Insecta; Lepidoptera; Papilionidae. The record is from the annotation of a GenBank genome assembly.